UGCCGCCCCUUCCGCGGACGUUUUCCCGGCUCUCGUGAGUCUGGAAGCUGGGGGGGGUUCUGGCUUGGUGAGGAGGGUCGUCGGUGCGGUGGACCUGAGGGUCAGGGCAGGACUUCUGGGCGGCCGCGGUGACGGCCUGGCCUGACUUUGUGUAGUCAAGCAUGACGCCCCUUUGGACGCAGUCGUUUGGAGGAAUCCUGCGUGUAUGACAAUCCUUCCAUUUGCAGUUAACAUUUUGAGGUCAUGCUUCUGGUAUUCCCAAUACAUCCGAACCAACUUUUUCUUCAAAUUACAGCUUUGUGGGCUAAGUUCACGUGAGAUGGAACAUUUUCGAGGUAUAGCAGAGGAGUCAUUUCCAAGCUUUUCAGUCAAUUCACCACUUGGUAAUAGUGAGGUUUUGGAAAAUGUCACUCUUACAUCAAAUUUUGGCCUGCCUAUUGCUGUUUCUACACUUGCCAGGAACAGACCCAGCACUGACAACAGGUGUCUUGAUGUCCAGGAGUCAUACUUAAUUGAAGGAAGACUUUCAAUUCCUUCUGUCUCAUCUCCCAGUUGCCAGAGUGACAACACUGAACCAAGAGAAAAAUUACAACUCAGCUUUCAGGGUGAUGAUUCUGCCUCAAGGAAAAAGAACUACAUGGAAAGUGCACAUGUGUCUCUUGCUCUCAUGACACCGAGACCAGAAGAGAAUCAAGCUAACACUACAACACCUGAUCGGUGUCUGCGUCCUUUGGAUGAAAUUUCCCCUCUGGAACAAAUACCAGACCCAGCUCUUGAUUUUCACGUGAAAUCAUGGAUGAAUAAUCAAGAACACAAGAUCGUCAUGACUGAUGCUAGGAAGCAUCUUGAAGACAAGACUCCAAACAGUGAUUUCAGCCAUAUCAGCUUAUUAGAAAAUGAGAAACUUUUAACACUGACAAACCUGGAAGAUUCCUCUGAUGAUGAUAUUAAUGAUGAAGAAUUUUAUGAUGAUCAUUUAGAAGCAUAUUUUGAACAACUGGCUGUUCCAGGGAUGAUAUAUGAAGCAGAAGGACCGGAGUCACCAGAAAAUGUUUUUAGCUUACCUGCAAAUGAAAACAGUAUGUUAAACUAUGAGUUCCAGUUAGAAAAUAACAGCUCUCUGAUUUCCCAUGAUGCAUAUGCUUCAGGAAGUUCUGGAACAACUCACAGAGAGUUUGAGGAAGGCCAUGGUUGUCUGCUGAGGACCAGUGGCUAUGCAGGUAUUGUAGAUAAUGUACAGCAAGUAGAUAAUGUGUUACCGUUUUCCUCUCAUACCCGGAGAACUGAGAAGGAUAUUGUUCCAGAUCAAAGCAGAGGAUGUACAGGAGAGGAUGUUCUGGGGAAGAUGAAGCAUACCGUGGAUGAGACACUCAACCUGACUUACAGUCACAACAUGAACUCUUCGAAAGGUGGCUUUAACCCGGCUGACUCCAUAAAACAGGAUUCAGAGUCUUCUCACCAAGAUAAAGAUUUGGCUUCAGGUUUAGAAACAGUUUUAAACGUGGAUAGAGGCUUAAGCACAGAGACUCCUACAGUGUUUAUUCAGAAAGUUGGUUGCAUUACAUCUUCAAAGACUAAUGGUGGCAAUGGAAUGAAUUGGUCACCAACUUGUGAAAGGAGAGCGUGUGAAUAUUAUGAGUCUGUUACAAAGCCUAAUGACAAAACAGAUCUCUCACAGAGCGUAGUCUACCAAAAUGAGGAUGGCAAAUGGGUCACUGACCUUGCCUACUACACAUCUUUUACUGAUCAGCAAGAUUUACAGAUGUCUCCAAGUAAUGAAAUGAAUGAAGACUUCAGAUCUGGUACUGAAGCAUUGGAUUUAAUUGCAAAAGAUGAAGAAAUAUUCAAUAAAGAACAUCCAUUUAUACAGGAGGAAAAAAUAGAUGUUCAGGAUGCUUCCCUUGCACUUGGUGAUACAUCGUGGGUAGCGACAGUUGACUACCGUUUGCUGAGGAAAUCCCUUGGCACGUCAGUUCUGGACAAAGAUGAGGGCAGUUACCUACGCUUGUCAUUAGGAGAGUUCUUCGCAGAGAGAUCCGAGGCUCUUGGUUGUCUUGGUGGUGGCAGCAGUGUGAAAAGACCAUCAUUUGGUUAUUUUAUUACAUCACCGGAGGAGAGAGAACCCUUUGCAUUACUAAAAUCUGAUGUGUCAAGAAGUAAUUUGGAAAAAGAAAUGACUCAUCUUCACCAUGAUUUAUUUUCAGGAAAUUUAAGUGAACUCUCCCAGGCACAGCUAAGUGAAGGAUCAGUUACACUUCAGGCUGAAGAACUGCAGAGCGCUUCCCAGGUGGAUGAAAACGAUGUGACUCUAACUGCCAAUCAAAGCAAGGCAGAGGACACGUUAUGCAUUUAUAACAAAGGUGAAGAACACAGAAACACGUCUGACAGUGGAGAUUCUGUACUUAGAAUAAGCACCAUUGCUUCAGCCAUUGCAGAUGUGUCAGUGAGUACUGAUCCUGCCCAGCUGGUUGCCAUGAUGAAGGCACUUACCAAUAAAAAAAGAGGCAAGACUUCCCAGGAUGAUACACAAGAGAACUGUUCCACCAUGUCUCAUUUGUUAACCAAUGAUGUAGAGAAAAGCAACAGAUCCAAUGCGCUUGACAUGGAGAAAUACCUUACAAAAACAGAAGUCAGUGGCUGUGAAGGUGCGCAGGAGUCCUUUGUGAGAGCAGGCACAUCAGACAUUUGGGAUUUAUGUUUGCCCACACAGCAGACUGUUGAAGACAUCAGUCUAGUGGAUGUUUGUGCUACCAGUACAAGGGAACCCAAAGGAGAUUCAGCAGCUGUUUUCUCUGGUGAAAAUGUGGAGAGUGAAACCCAAGAGUCACUUAGAACCAUAGCCUCUUCAAAGUCAGUUCUUACCAACGUAAGAGAGAAUGGCAGCACAGUCAUAGGGAGGAAGGCAUGCUCCUCUGAUGAAGUACCAGAUGUGCAGAACAAUGAGAAAGCUGCCUCUGUUUCCAUUCCUACACCCGGUAGUUACUCGUCAAUAGGGAACUGCAGAGUGCCAUGCCUUCGCCUUUUAGAAAAAUGUGAAGAAAUGCAAGAUAAUAGAGAACACGGAAGGAAAAAAGAAUGUGUCAGUGAGACAAGCAGCAGUGACAAGCACGUCACUUUUGAAGAAGAUUUUAUAGUCUUACCUAAAAGGGUUGAUUUGAAGACUGUCUCUCCCGUGAGUGGUGGAUCUGGGUUUGAAGACCAGGGGAGCUUCAGAUUGUCUACUUCACCACUCAGUCAUUCUUCUCCUAGUGAAACUUCGGGAAGCUUAUCAGGGUGUGCUGUAGAGUCUCUUGAUUUAGCUCAUCACCAGAAUCGCCAUUCAGAGUGUGAGUUGUCUGAGUUGGCAUGUUCCCAUGCUGACAUGAGCAGGCUGACUUAUGUGUCUGAACAGGAAAACACCUUUCCUGUCCCAGCUGCUGAUGAAAGCUCAGAGGACCACAAGAGUGAUCUCACCAGUGAACUGAGCACAACCAUUGUUCGAGCCAGUCCGAUUCCAGAAGAAGAAGAAACUAUGGAGAAGCUGAGAAACAAAGUUCCAGGUCAGAAUGCAGAAAAAGUAGCAUUGCCGCAUAUUAUCCAGGUUGAGUCUGGUUUAGGAAAAGUGACAGAAACUCCUUCUCUGAGUAGCAGAUUUGAAGAUGGAGAACCUAAUUUUACAUCGAGUCAAGAUAUUUCUUCCAAAAGUGGGGAAUACUUGAAAGCCAUUAAUGUAGAAUCAACAUCUGGCUUCAGUGAACAGGACCUGAUUGGCCAGGCUCUCCUGAACAAGCCAGGUCUGAGCCACUGGUCUGGGCCAGCCAUACCAAGCCUCCCUGUAUUGAGCCAGAAGGCUGUGGACCAAGGUCAAAGGUUAACAUCUACUGGCAUGUCAACUGCUAGCAGUGAAUCUAGCAGCCAGAUUCCUAACCUGGUUACCUCUGCAAACCAGCACAAUCUUCCUCUUCACAUUCCAGCUCAUGCUUCUGUUGCUAAGGUACAGAACCAGCCUGCUCUGUGCCCUGCACUCUGGACUGGACACUCUCUAUACACAGCUCCUGUGGCCCAGCAGUAUUUGGGACCGGUCCCUCCAUCUGGGAGUGCCACCUUGCCUCAGUGCCAUGCAGGCAUGCAGGUCUGUGGGACUUCAGGGUAUUCUCCUUAUCCUCCUGUUGUGCCAGAACAUGUGGCUUCCGGGAUGUGUGUAGGACCAAAUCUUGCCUCUGGAAUGAUGGGUCCCUCUUCUCUUUAUAACCUAUGUUCUACUGCUGUACACCAGAGCAUCCCGAGUACAGCAAAGCCGUUUCCUGUGCCGUCUGUUGGUGAAAACUGUGAAACUGAAUCAUGGGACUCGGGGAUGAGGUCUGGAUUUGGGAAUGCCAGAGUACCUGAAGAACUGAGGUUUCCUCAUGCUUGCUGUGUCGGUAUUGCUUCACAGACCCUCCUUAGUGUCCUCAACCCAACUGACCGUUGGCUACAAGUCAACAUCAGAGUCCUCAGUAUCUGUGUGAAUGGCGAGAAGGUGGAUCUUUCAACACAAACAUGCUUGGUUUUCAAGAAUAAAGUUGUUAUAAGACCUCAUGCCACAGAAGAGAUAAAAAUUCUUUUUAUACCCACAAAUCCUGGAAUUUUCAGAUGUACGUUCAGUGUUACUUCUUGGCCAUUUUCAGCAGAUGCUGAUACAGUAGUGCAAGCAGAGGCUUUGGGAAGCAGAGUCACUCUCACUGCUAUUGCUGAAACCCCUGUAAUCGAGGUAGAAACAGAAAAGAAAGGUGUUCUGGAUUUUGGUGACUUGACCUAUGAAGGCUGGAAAGCUCUCCCACUCAAGUUAAUAAAUAGGACACAUGCUACUGUGCCGAUCAGACUGAUGAUUAGUGCCAAUGCCUUAGCCUGGCGCUGCUUCACAUUUUCCAAAGAGCCCAUCCAUGCUUCUCUGAAAGCUGCUCCUUACUCUGACGUGAUUGCUCAGCUGGUGGCCCCAUCUGUAGUCAGUCACGUGAUGCCUGCCAGUUAUGAUGGACAGGAUCCAGAAUUUCUGAUAGUUUGGGUUAUUUUCCAUAGCCCAAAGAAACGCCUCACUUCAGAAAUUCUAGGCUCAGCAGAAGAAUUCCUGGCCAGAGUGGAUAUAGAAGUUGACAGCCCUAACCCUAUCCCAGUUCUUAGAAGUGUGGACCUCCGAGCAAGAGCAGGAAUAGCUAGAAUUCAUGCCCCCAGGGACUUACAGACUAUGUAUUUGUUGGCUGAUGUAAAUUCUUCAACAAAGCAGCCCUUGCCUUUGAAAAAUGCUGGAAAUAUUGAAGUUUAUCUAGACAUCAAGGUCGCAGAACAAGGAAGCCAGUUUUCAGUGGAUCCAGAGAGUCUAUUUCUUAAACCUGGAGAAGAACAUGAAGUUAUAGUUUCAUUUACACCAAAGGAUUCCAAAGCAUAUGAAGAAAGGAUCCUGAGAAUAUUUGUGCAGCCAUUAGGACCUCAGUAUGAAGUGGUGUUAAAAGGUGAAGUCACUCCUUCUGGGAGUAAACCUCCACCACCUGGAUCUUCCUGCUCAGAUGUCCCAUUGAUUCUGUCCAAUAAGCAGUUUCUGACCUGGGGAGGCCUCCCUCUUGGCAGGACACAGCUUCAGAAACUAGUUUUAAGAAAUAGUUCUACAACCACAGCCCAGACCCUGCGACUCCUUAUUAAAGGGCAGGAUCAAGAUUGCUUUCAGAUUAAGAAUACUUUUGGCUCAGAAGAGAGAUUGACCAGUAACUGUGAGAUCAGAAUUUGCCCAGGAGAGGACUAUGUAAUCUCUGUAUUGUUUGCACCUACUCGAUUAUCUUGUAUGUUGGCUAAACUAGAAAUCAAACAACUUGGAAAUCGUUCACUGCCAGGUGUUAAGUUUAUGAUACCUUUGUCUGGUUAUGGAGGAACAAGUAAUCUUAUUUUAGAAGAUGUUAAGAAGUUAUCUGACAGUUACUUGGUAACAGUGAAUGACUUAAUUCCUGGCAGAGAAAGUAAAGUUGUUUUUUCUAUUCGUAACACUGGCUCCAGAGCAGCCUUUGUUAAAGCAGUGUGUUUUAAAGAUUCUCAAAGAAAAGUUUUGAUGGAUCCUAAAGUAUUGAGGAUUUUUCCAGAUAAAUUUGUGCUUAAGGAAAGAACCCAAGAAGAUAUUACUUUAAUAUACAAUCCAUCAAUCAGAAAGAAUGACAAUAAGCCUGCAACAGAACUGCUAACUGUAUACUUCUUUGGUGGUGAUGAAAUCUCCAGACAGCAGUAUCGAAGAGCAUUGUUGCAUAAACCAGGAGUAAUAAAGCAGAUACUUCCGGAACAUAGUGUGCUGCAAAACAUUGAUUUUGUUGAAGCAUUUCAGGAUGAGCUACUCAUAGAUGAAGUGCAUUCUUUUACAGCAUGUGAUCUUCCUCAGCGGCCUAAUGACAUUCAGCUCUUUUAUGGAAGCAUGCGUAAAAUUACCCUGUCAGUAGUUGGAGAAUUCAGAGAUUCCGUUUCUAGCAGAGAAUUUCUUCAACCUUCUUCCAGUGCUAGGUUGGAAUCUAAAAGUGAAUCUGGAGCUUCUGGAAAACAAAGUGGCAAUGUCUCUUUGGAUGUUUUACCAGUUAAAGGCCCUCAAGGGCCUCCUUUUCUCUCACAAAUUGCCCACCCCGCUCAGGGCACACCACCCUCUGAAGAAAGGUGGGCUGUCCAUCCGGAACACUUGAUUCUGGUAGCUUCUUCUUCUUGUGAGUACUUGGGUGACAUGGCAAAAACUGGACGUUUCCAGAUUAUAAAUAACACCGUUAGGCUACUGAAAUUUGAGCUAUACUGGCCAGCACAUUGCUUGACAGUCACACCACAACAUGGAUUUAUCACACCAGAGAGUAAAAUACAAAUUCUUGUGAGUCCCAAUUCUUCCCUGUCCACAAGACAAUCAAUGCUCCCAUGGACUGGCUUGAUCUAUAUACACUGUGAUAACGGACAGAAGAAAAUGGUAAAAGUUCAAAUACGAGAAGAUUUGAGUCAAGAACCUUUACCUCAUUUGGCCUCCAGCACAUUUGGAACUCUUGGCCCAGGACCUGAGCCUUCCAUUAGUCAUUUGACAAAACCAAUAACAAAACCACCUUCCACAAAAGUUGAAAUUAGAAACAAGACAGUGAUUUUUCCUCCAACAGAAUCUGGUAAAACUUCAGAGAACUACCUGGAGCUGGAGAAUUGUGGCCCCACAGAUGUGAAGUGGCACCUGUCUUCUUUCGCUCCCCCAUAUGUCAAGGGAGUUGAUGAAACUGGGGAUGUUUUUAGAGCUACCUACACAGCAUUCAGAUGUUCACCCAUUUCUGGAACACUGGAAGGCCAUGGAAUUCAAAAGGUCUCCAUCCUGUUUCUGCCCAGAGAUAGAGGGGAUUACGCCCAGUUUUGGGAUGUUGAGUGCCACCCUGCUAAAGAGCCUCACAUGAAACACACGCUGAGAUUCCAGCUCUCCGGACAGAGCAUCAGAGCAGAAAAUGACCCUGAAGACUCGUGCUCCUCCAGAGAAAGCCUCAUUAAAGUAGAUCCUGCAGGCGUGUCUCGGAGGCGUGCUGUGCUGGACACCUCCGUUCACAUACCUGGCAGGCAGCUUGACUUGAGUCACCGCGGAGUGUAUGCCCCAAAGGAUGUCUACAUGUUCCUGCCAACCAAACUUGGGGAAUCCAGGACACUGAAAGUCAAUUUGCGAAAUAAUUCUUUUUUCACUCAUGCACUGAAGUUUCUGAGCCCCAGAGCACCUUUCUACAUCAAACAUUCCAAGUACUCUUUGAGAGCCCGACACUAUAUCCACAUCCCGGUGCACUUCCGACCAGAGGCAGUGGGCAGAUUCGAAGCUUUGCUUGUGAUCCAGACAGAUGAAGGCAAGAGCAUUGCUGUUCGGCUAAUUGGUGAAGCCCUUGGAAAAAGCUAGCCAGAAUACAUUUUGUGUAAAUGACCUGUUAUAUUUUGGCAAUCUUAUUUUUCUACACCAAAGUUAUGUUGUUGUAUAUAUUUUGUAUGAUAAAUUCAAUGUGUAUAAAGUAUAGAUUUGUUUUUAGAGAAUUCAGUCCAGAAGCCCUGACUAAAUAUCAUGUACCUAGCUCACAGUGUUAACAUGUACAGAGGAGAAGUUCUAUUUUGAAUUGAUUAUGACAUUCUGAAUAAAUACAGCAUAUGUUUUAAUGUGGUGUAUUCAGAAAUAAAGUUGAGUUUUUCAAUGAA
This is a messenger RNA of Mesocricetus auratus (golden hamster), 8172 nucleotides long. It is a transcript of the gene Cep192, whose product is annotated as centrosomal protein 192. Gene Ontology annotation, molecular function: protein kinase binding. Bases 206 to 7882 code for a protein of 2558 amino acids. Gene Ontology annotation, biological process: protein localization to centrosome; mitotic spindle assembly; centrosome duplication. The transcript has 46 exons. NCBI's taxonomy places the organism in Eukaryota, Metazoa, Chordata, Mammalia, Rodentia, Cricetidae. Gene Ontology annotation, cellular component: pericentriolar material; centriole; cytoplasm. The record is from RefSeq and is a predicted model, not a curated record.